Porites lobata is the source of this 16839-nucleotide messenger RNA. The record is from the annotation of a GenBank genome assembly. Lineage: Eukaryota; Metazoa; Cnidaria; Anthozoa; Scleractinia; Poritidae.
GAAAAGUCAAAUGUAUCUUGCGCAUUGGUUUUGAUUAAUGCCAGCGAUUUACCGUCUGCUGCUUGUCUGCUACUAUAUAAUCCUGCUGCUGGGAUUUUCCUUCUUCCUGAUACUCUUCUACAACUUCUCUCUGCUGUUCUGUUCUCUUGGUAAUGAGAUGUCGGUCUUACCAUCAGUAAUAGUCAAUGCAACUUCUAAACAUACGGCUUCGGUGAGUCUUGCUAUAAUACAAGUUUGCAUGUUCUUUUUCUCAAUAUUGAAGACUUUAAUAAAUUAGCUUCUAACUUUUUUCUGGUAAUACUUCAUUUCUUUUAUCUCCCGCAAGGCUCUUAUUUUUGGGUUUUUUACCUCUGAAUUUAAACCUUCAUGGAAGAUUUACUUCCGUAGUUUCAGUUUGUUGGUUUACAUUUGACAAAUGGCGUUUAUGAUUUUGAGGGAGGCUGAUAGUCUUUGGUAGAAUUAUAUAGGUGACUUCUCAUUAAUGCACCGUAUCAUCGCAUAACCUCAUACCCUGUAAGCUUAACGUUGAAUACUUCAUGUGAAAAUUAACUUAUUCUCACACCUUGGUAAGAAAUAGUGCGAUAGUGUGUAUUUUUUGAUUCGUGAACAAUAUCCCAUUGUCUAUAUAUCAACCAUGGUAAGAUUAAAACUUUGAUUUCUUUGACGAUUGAAUCUCAUAUCCAUGGUAAGAUUAAAACUUUAAUUUCUUUGACGAUUGAGUCUCAUACGAGGAAGACCACAUUUUUUGCAAACUCAAACUUGUAACGAGAUAAAAAUUUCUUGUUUUGACAGUCGGGUGUACCACUCUUGUUAGAAGUUGAAUAUAGCUGUCAGUUUAAAGUCAUUUUUCUUUUUUAGCGUCUAGGUUAUUACUAAAUAUUCAUUGUUAUGACAAUUAGUGUACAAAUAGACAUUAAAUUUAUAUCUUCAAUAUUUAAAACAGCUGACAUUAGGAAAUUAUUCUGGUUAACAUGAUUACAACCCAGUUUGAUUGCUAAUUUAACACGUUGUAUUAUGUAUCUGAAACAAAAAAAAUAAAAUAAAAGUACAUUAAUAAUUUAACCCAAAUUUUAUUUUAAAGUACAUCAUAAUGAUAUAGUUUGUAUCUACAUGACUGCAUAAUUUUGACUUACUAAAUAUGUAAGGAAUAUUUUUUGUACAUGUAUGAGUUCUUUCUUUCCAAAUACUACGAAUAAGUAAAUAAAUAAGAUAAAAAGAGUGUUCUGGGUAAAGUAAAAUGGGUCCGUUGUAGGUGAAGUAUGUGCAAUUUCUUUGAAAUCUACAAAGAGCGGGGAUUACAGUUCAUCAAUUUAGUAUUUACGGUAGUUGCAGGAAAAUGAAAAUUGACUUUCUGGUGACUUAAGUUUGAGUUUCUUAGACAUGGCUAUUUCUCUUGACCACUAACCCAUUUUGAGUUUAAAACAAACUCGGUGCUCAAAAAGUUGCUGUUUAUGUGUGAUUUGAAUCCUUAGCAUUGGUGGCAGGUACAUGUACUACACUCUAGACAAUUGAGCUAAUAAGCCAUUUGGGAGCAGGUCAUUAGUCUACAGUGUAUUUUAGUUGGUUAUUAUUAACCUGUUUGAAUCUCUUAUAAGCCCUGAACUUUUCUUGGCCUUGUGUCCACAACCUCCAAAGUUGUGUCUUUACAUUAAUUCCUCAUCGCACAAUUCAGGUAUAUUUUGAUUUUCAUAUACUAGUUGUUUAUAUCUUCAUCAUUUUACAGGUUUGUAAUGUACUAACUAAAUGGCUAGCUCCCAGUUGGCUUGUUAGGUCAAUUGGUUAGAGCAUAGCCUGCGUAGCAAGCAUUUCCACGCCAGGUCGUCGAGAAAAGUUGGGACGAGAGCAAAAAAAAAGAAUGACAGGGGAGGGGGAGGGGAAAGAAGGAAACGCUUGCCCGCAAACCCCACAAUUUUGAAAAACUGCAUUCGCCCACAAACGCAGCUUCUGAUUGGUGCGGUGCUGGUAGUGUUGAUUACUUAACACUCGAAACAUCAAUCAAACCAGGUAUGCUUUGUUUACUUGCGACACAGAUCUGGUCUUAUCUGAUUUGUGGUCGCAGAUUACCAAUUGUUUGGACUGAUUUGAAUCGUGUUUGUGCGAAGGUUUAUGAGAUCAGAGUCUUUAAAGUAUAAAGGGAGAUCGAGCAGUGAAGACUAGGGAAAGCCAAUUUAUUGGGAAUGACUGCGUGCGGAUCUGACUGGAAAAAAGGGCUGUUUGUUGGAGAUAACAUCAACGUAAAUCAGAACAUUAGUACUCGACACUAGCUAAAGCCGCCAUGGACAACCGAUUUGUCAGCUUUUUGAAAUGAAAAGAUUGUUUUUGUUUAUUGGAAAUUUAGCGGCAUGUAUUGUAGAGAAUGUUUCGACACUGGCUGAAGAGCAGCCGCUCUGCAAAACUUAUAGCUGGUGGAGUGAAUUGUUCCGGACAAAUCAUUUUUGACGUUUCGACAAGGUUUCAGACGAGAUAAAGCCACACAAUAAAAAACAAGAAAUUUCGCAGCAAUCACUCAGAGUUUUAACCUUCUUUUAUAGUAAACCUUUUUUAUUACUGUGCAGUUUUUGCAAUUGCCUGGAAUGUGUUCUAUCAGAGAACAAAGUAAUUUUACAAAUCUGGUAAUCCACGGGUAAUCUUCUCGUUAUUCUUUUAUUUUGAUGAGCUGUCAAUUUACAAAUGAACCGAACCGUGAAAUAUCAAGGGGCGUUUUCCAGAAUCGUGAGGUUUGCGGGCAAGCGUUUCCUCUUCUCCCCUCCCCCUUCCACAGUUUUUUUUUGCUCCCGCUCCCCCCACCCCCCCGUCCCGCUCUAACUUUCGUGCCAUAACUCGAUUGGAAACGCUUGCUACGCAGGCUAGUUAGAGCGGUGCACUGGUUUUACAAAGGUCAAGGGUUUGAACCAUACAUGUACAAGCCUGCAUUCUUUCUGGCUUUCUUUUAACAAGUGUACUGCUCUCUCCCAGAGAAUUGAGUGUGCAGUUUGUGUGGGGUAUGUAUUGUCACUUUUUACAAAUCUGGAGCCUUUCCAUCAUGCUUUGUUUUGUUUUUGGUUAUGUUUUUGCUUGUAAACUGGUAAGAAGGCCUUCCAAAUGUUGAUUGGCGAACACCAAACUCAAGUGGCGUUUUAUACCUUGAUGCUUUCUUACUGCCCAAAUCUGAAAGCUUCAAGCACUUUGAACAAAACAAGUUGGUAUAGCUACAAACACUUUGUCAAAUUACAUGUCCUAAGGGCUGAUGUUUCAUUGGUCAAAAGUGACACGUAUAACUACAUACCAGGGCUUCUGGUAGGUUGCGGAAAAAACUCAAAUUUCGCGGGAUUUUCAGAGUCAAAUUCAGGGACAAAACAUCCUAUUUUGCGGGAAUUUUGGGGGAAAAUUUUGCUGACAAAUGUUUGGUUUUCCACAGAUUUGACAAAAGUUUUUAAUGGAAAUAGACCGCAAUUUUGAAUUUUGUGGCUCUGCGACGACGUGAAAUAAUCUCAGAAGCCCUGACAUGUAGGCAAAACAGUUAGUGUUGUUGCUUAAUAACAGGUUGUAUUAAUAGUGCUGCAUAACAAUCUCCAAUAGCAACUUACAGCAAGCAGUUCAUUAGGGCCUAGAAGAAAAUCUGGGAAUUAAUAUACUAUAAUAAAAGAGUACAUAAUGUAGUCAACAUAAAGUACAAGGUUUACUGAAGGCUUGACCACAUGGUAGGACUAUGUAGGACAGUAUUUUUGUUUUAAAAAAAUGCAAAUUAAUUUAGGGCUCAUAAAAAUAAAGAAAAACUGAUUAUGUCAUAUUGUGUUGUUUUAGUUGAUUUUCCUUCAUGGUCUUGGAGAUACUGGGUAAGUGAGUAAUGUUCUUAUAGUAAAGACAUAAUUAUCUACUCUUCCAGAGAUGUCACAUUAAAGCAAAUUAAUGUGACCUGCGGUAUAACUUAAUAUUCAUUUUUAAUUGCCUGAAACAGGAUGUUGAGUCCCACUCCAAAGCAGUGAAUAGCCAAGUUUAUUCUAAGUUUCAGGAGCCAAUGAAAAUGUGUGAAAAUUGCUAUCCAUUUGAUUUGGUAAAAUACCACUUCAGUAAUAAAUAUUAUGAAAUAUUAUGUACACUGUAACCACUUCAUAGCCAAAAGAUACAUUUCUACAUGUUAUUGGGAAUUGAUUAUUCUGUUAAACUUUGUUUUCUUUGUUAGACAUGGUUGGAGUCAAGGAUUCAGUGGUUUAGGAAUUAAUCAUUUAAAAUCUAUUUGCCCAAAUGCGUAAGUACCUCAUAAUAUUAUAUUAUUAUGUUAGUUUCAGUAGAACCAUCUACAGUACUUCUUGUAUUCCUGGGUUCAAUGUAAUAAAUCUUCUAGUGAAUUUACUUGUAAUUUGCAAGUGAAACCUUUAUUUUAGAGUCUGAAAACAAUAGCUACACUUGUACGAUACACUGUCUUGUAGGUGUUUUAUUAAAUUGACCCCACUGCUACAGUUUUCUAAAGGCACAAAUAAUUCCCAAGGGGAGGGGGAUGGAUGGACUGUCAAAUUCACUGGGAUAUAAUUUGGUACUUGAAACAUUGCAUGUGAAAGUUUUUUAUUUCACAUUUGUUAAUUGAGCAAGUUGGUACAUGUAAGCAGUGUCCAUACCAUGGGUGACUGUCAUUUCUACUGAAAUGAAAACUCUUACAAUGUACAUAUUCUUCAUGAUGAAGUAUUACAUUCCCACUUGAGUGGUGAAGAAUGGUAUAUCCAAAAAUGGCUAGUCUCACAAAAUAUAACACAAGUCUCACAUUCUCUAGUUCAUUUUGGAAGAGACUCUUGGAAUCUUAGGUCUACUCGCCCCAGUCCUCUCUCAAAAAUCGAAGAAAAUGCAUGUAGUGUGCACUUUCUGCAGCUCUGCCGCAACAAGGAGUACGGUGACCCCCAUAUUUUAUUUCAUGAUUUUAAUAAGAACAGUGCUUCCUUUCAAUGAGAAAAAAUAUAGGCAUGAAUCUAUGUUCAGUUUUUUGACAAUUUUACUAAUUUGUGUGGAUUGAGCUAGAAUGGGUCCAGUAGCGCGUCUCAAAAUUAAGCUUACUUUGGAGUGUAAAGUAAAAACAAGGGCAAAAAAGGCAUUUUUCUGGUACGUAAGUGGAUAAACAAUACAUUUAAUUCAAAUUCUGUGCAAUACCACGUGCAUCAUCUAAAAAAUCUCUCCUUUUUGUCUAGCUUUGGGCUGCGUGGGGUUUUUGCUAAAGGGUCCUAAAUAGCUGUAUUUGUCAGCAUUGUGACAUCAAAAUGAGCAGGGUGACCCCCACUUUUUAUUACUUUUUUAUCAUCUUCUUGACUUGUUACAUCAGUGCACCAAGUUUCAUCUACAUUCUAUGUUAGGGCCUUUUACUAAGGAAUCACCUUAAUGCACUCUUGAACAUUUUGUAGAUCAGUUAUUCCAGUGACAUUAAAUGCAGGAUUUAGGAUGCCAGCCUGGUAAGUGAACUGUUACAACAGGAAUUUUAAUGAAUUAUUUGUGAACAUUCAUGCCAUGCUUGAGGCUGAAUUUUAGUGCUCACACCAGAGCCAUAUCCCAUGGUGAUUAAUCCAUACUGUUGUCAAGUACAAGUACGGUAAUCAGGGUUGUCACUAAGAUUUCAAGUUGCCGGGUAUUAUUUUGUUGUUAGUAGCCGGGAAAGUCGCAAGCAUUCAUGGACGCCCCAACCCCCGCCCCCUUACCCCACAAGAGGUUUUUGAAGUGCAACUUCUACCAUUUUCCGAAAGGCAUUACCGCCCCGAAAAAGCAAUCUUCAUCAAGAGUACAGCUAUCAUUAGCGGUUUUAUGAUGAUCACGUCUUUAUUAAAGAAAACUACAACAUUCUGAGACACUAAAAUAAUAAGUUUUUACUUUACGUAAAGGCUCGUUGGAGGGUUUUUUUAGUGGCCGACAAAUGGGAAUAUACAUGUAAGCACCAGGUCUGAAAAAAAUGACAGGUAGGCACCGGUCACGUUAUCUGCGCAGUCUUAUCUUCACGUAGACAAGGCGCAUGCUGGCCAGUGAACUUAACAAAUGUUAAAAAUGUGGAAAGGACAAUCGAUUCUUAUUAUGGUGCAAAGGAAUCAACAUGCGCUGUAAAAUCAAUUAUAAAUCCUCAUUUAGUUAUACGCAAGAAUGAAACAACUUACGGAAAACAAAAGUAAAACUGAUAUUACAAAUGAAUUAACCCAAGGAGAAGCGGAAAGACCACAAGCGGACGAUGAAUGUACGAAAAAGCAUAAGCAACAUAAGGUUACUAUGGUUUGUUGAAAAAUAAAAGUAUGAUAAGGCUAAAACAAGCGUAACGUACGAAAAAUCGCGGGAUAAAAUAUGGCAAAACUUAACUGCACAACUGGCAACAUUAGUGGUCUCGAAUUUAUGGACGAAACAUCACUUAACAUCCGAAGAAACUGACCCACGGAAAAGAGUUUAAAAGACAGGGCUAAUACUUUAUCAACGAUGCUGAGAUGUCAAAAUGAGACUCAAGGAGAAGAAUGCAAAAGUAAUGCUAAUGCUUAACUUCCCUUUUAUAUAUAACCUCUUGGAAGUAGAACUGAGAGGAUGUGAUCAUGACCUGCGGACAAUGAUCGAACAUUUCCCGUUGACCGUGCGUUAUUUUAUAUACUCGAUACCUAAAGCUAAAUGUAGACCUGGUCACUUGAAUGUCAAUUUAUUAAACAUAGCAAUCAGUCAUAGUCUUCAUAUCCAAAGCCUUCAUCAUAAUCCUCAUUAUCAUCAACAUCAGCAUCAGGGAGGUUUAACGCUCGGAUGAAGCCUCAACUUCUUGUCUGGUGUCAACAGAGAUCUGCUCAGCUCUUUCAUCGUGAACAAAGAGUGCAGAUUCCUUUGCCACUUCUUCGACAUUUUCAACACAAAGCCGACACAAAGGUUGAAACUAGGGACUUUCAGCACCGACAAAGGUGACGGCAGCAAAAACGUCACUUUUAAAAUGAAUUGGCGUUUUUUCUAACUUUGUCGCGUUUAUUUCAAUUCGCUGAAAAUAGCUAAUGUAUGCCAAUUUCCCUGGAGUAGAUUUCUUUGGGACCGCACUCAAGUUUAGAAAGAGAAACAAAAAGUUUGUCGUCCCUUUUUUACGUCAUCCAUAAAACGUGAAACUAGGCAUUUCCACGUCGUAGUCGCGUGCAGUAACGGCAAAGAAAUGUACAAAAAAGCGUGAUGCACGUGUAAACUAGUUGUUUUGCUCAGUAAACCUAUUGCUUUUUUGACGUUCUCGUUGCCGUCGCCGUAGUGGUUGCUAAAACCCCCUACUGACGUUUCGCGAACGGAUAGUUUUCGCGCGUCUGUACUAGUACCAAAUGUAAGUCAGAUGUCUUUUUCCCACAUUUCUUAGUUUUUGCACGCGAGUAUUUCAAAAUUACUUAAACCUGCUGCAGAUGAAACUUGCAUUUAGUUUGAUGGAUAGUCUUUGUGUGUUUCAAAGGUGUGCUCUUUUGGUUUAAUUUAACGACGAAAGUAGCCGGGGGCCAUGCUCUGAGUAGCCGGGGGAAAUCCCCGGCCCCCAGCCCUUAGUGAUUAUAAUAAUAAUUAUCAGUUCACACAUUCUGUUGCACAAUAAGUGUUUGCAUCCAACAAAACUAAGGGUCACAGAACUUUGUACACUUAUUGCUGUCUUAAUUGUUGCUAUUCAGUGAUGUAUUGAAUGAUAUUGUUAUCUGAAGGGCUUCAGGAAAGAGCAUGUUUGUGUUACAGCUGUAGUUUCUUAAUUUUUGAAUGCAUGCUAAAUUUACAUACAAAGAUUUUUACUUAUUGUCACUUGUUUUUGCGUUAAGGAAGCAUUAUAGAUACUGUUAACAUUUUCUCAACAAUUUCCACUAUUCUAUAUGUUGGCAGAAAUCACAUAUGCAAAAAUGUCUACUUUCCUGGUGGUUUCUCUUGUGAUAUAUCACGGACUUGCAUAUCAAAACAAUGUGUUUAAACAAACACUGAAACUUUUUAACUAUUAUUUGGCAGUAGUGAGUUGAUGCAACAUGACAGCAAAAAGAGGAGGACAGCAAAUGCUUGUGUGCGACAAACUUGACAUGACUCUCACUGUACUUGCGUGUUUUUUUGUGAUCUUAACUGAACACUACUGUGUUUUGGCCUCUUUCAAAAAGAUCUAUCAAAAGAAAGGAGAAGUUCGGCGGAAAGUUUUUCAAAAAGUCAUAAUUAUUCUUGUGCUUGUCACACACGAUUUGCUGUCUUCUUCCCUCCCCCAUCCUGUUGUGUAAGUUCACUAAUAUCUGUGGCUAUCAUGCAGCUCAGGGCUUGACAGUGGCCUCAAAAUUGCUUUAUUUAACUUCUCAACUGAAUUGUAGUAUGUGUAGGCCGUUUUUCUAACAAUUGAAAUAAUUUUGCAUCAUUUUUGUGAGUUUUAUAUCCUAUUAAAUCAUAUUUUAAGUAGUUAACGACUAGGAGCUAUGGUCGUUAGUGUUUUUGUGUUCUUUCGUGGCAUGUUGGCUCUCUGUAGGGCUGUUGCUUGACUGUUUUAGCAUUUGUAGCAUUUGCCACUGUUUGUGAGCAUGGGGGCAGAUUCCUGUCCAGCAGUAUGUCGCUUCUGCACAUGUGCAGGCCAUGGCAGGUGCCUACAUUGUGUUUGCGUUUUGCUCAAAGAUUUGUUGGCGUGGCAUUCUUUUCUAGUAGCAUAGCAUUUCUCUUGGUUCUGUCCAAAUUUUGGUUGGGGUGGGGUAUUUUGGUGGCAGUGGAGCAGGAGCCGCAAGUAAUCCUUGAUGGUAAGCUCAUGGUUUCCUCGUCAUAACGUAGGCAAGUGGAAAUAGAAGACAUUUUGACUUGGACUGAAGCCUUCACUAUUUUUCAUAUGAUGCUGUGCGCAGUACACCCUCAUCGUUGGCCCGAUCUGACCAUGUAUUAGCUGCUUAUCAGUCAAAUGGCAGGUCAGUUCUCUGGUUCAAAUGGUGUCUCAUCCUCGAACUCUCAUCUCCCGCCAGGCACAGCAUGUACGAUGGCAUCCCCAAGCCUUCCUUCACAGUGCAGUUUGCAUCAGUCAAUGAGUUAUUGACGGCAUCAUGGCCCAUGGUCAUGGAAUGCUGACAGCUAAGUUUGAUGUGGCCAGUGCAUACAGGAAUGUGGUUAUCCAUCCAGACAAUUGCCCCUUACUUGGGAUGCAGUGGCAUGGUUGAUAUGCUUCUCCCUUUUGGGCUGCAUUCUGCACCAUUUAUUUUCACAUCCAUUGCAGACCUGGUUGAAUGGAUCCUGGUUCAUAAUUAUGGCAUGGACUUCCUACGCCACUACCUAGAUGACUUUUUUACCCUUGGCCCACCGUCGUCCCAGAUCUGCCACUCCUAUUUACUUACCCUUGUUCACCUUUGCCAAAUGCUAGGCCUCCCCCUUUAUCCUGACAAGUUAGAGGGACCUGCUACUUGCUUAACUAUCCUCGGGAUUGAACUUGACUCCCAUAGGCUUCAGGCUCACCUUGCCGCAGAGAAAAGAGUCUGGAUUGCUGCGUUGCUUGAAGAGUGGUCCACCAAACAUUUUUGUAAGAGGAGAAAGUUGGAAUCCUUGAUUGGUCACCUCCAUCACACCUCCAAGGUUGCCCCACAGGGGAGGGCAUUUCUUCGUCGAAUGAUUGACUUGGUUUGUGCCUUCCGCCUGGAUGAUCAUCAGGCUAAACCAAGAAUUCCGUCAGGAGCUUACCUUGUGGCAGGAGUUUUUUCAGACCUGGAAUGGCCUCAGUUUCUUUUGCAUGCCCAUGUGGGUGCCCGUCCUGGACUUCCAAGUCUCCUCAGAUGCAGCAGGCUCCCUGGGCUACGGGGCUAUUUUUAAUGCCCAGUGGUUUUGCGGUGCUUGCUCAAGGAAGCAAAAGUCAAUAUUGAUCACAUACAAGGAGUUCUUCCCCAUUGUUGUUGACGCCGCUUUAUGGGGUUCUGAGUGGGUUUCUCAGCAGGUCGAGUUCCUGUGCAACAAUGAGUCAGUGGUCUCUGUACUUAAGUCUGGCUCUUCAUGGCACCAACAUUUGAUGGAGUUGCUGCACCAUUUGUCCUUGCUGGCUAUAUGCCAUUCAUUUGUGUGUAUUGUGUCUUCAGUUCGUGGCAAGGUCAAUCCAGUAGCUGAUUCCCUCUCACACUUUCAAUUUGAGCGUUUUCGUUGUCUGGCACCUCAAGCCGACUUGACUCUGUGCGUGAUUCCUUAGUCGCUUCUGACUUUUGCCACCAGGUUGGUCGCCUGAACAGGGAUGGCUCCUUCCUUCCUACCGAUGAGGAGACUCUCAUUGGCUUUGCUAACAAUGUACACUCUUGGCCGACAACUUGACCCACACAUCUAUUAAAGUAUACUCGUCAGUGGUAUGCUCCCUUCACGUGACCGUGGUUUGUUGGAUCCUUUCAUCAACUGCCUUUAUUUGCAGCGUUUGGUAAGUGGAAUAUAGCGGCUUGAUUAGGUCCAGUGUCACCCAGAUGCUUCUCUAUAACCCUGGAUCAUCUGCGGAUGAUUCAGCUUGGACUGGACUUCUCCGGGAGAGACCAAGUGAUGCUGUGGGCGGCAUGCUAUUUGGCUUUCUUCAGUUUCUUACAUGCUGGGGAGUUUACGGUGAAUUCAGCAUUUCAACCUAGUAUCCAUGACUAUUGAUGACUUGCAAACUGACUCGCUGGUGAACCCUACCUGUUUUAAAGUUCAUAUCAAGUGCUUGAAGAGUUAUCCGUUUUGCAUGGGCUGUGAUAUAAAUGUGGGGCAUGCUGAGAGAUUGGUGUGUCCCAUCUGCGCUUUGGGUGACUUUCUGGCUCUGCGUGGCUCUUCUGAGGGACCUCUCUUUACAUUUAGUGAUGGUCACCCUCUUACUUGGCAACAGUUGUCUUCCACAGUUUGGUCUAUCUUACACUCCUGCUGGUUAUACUGGCUCCUAUUCAGGCCAUAGCUUCCGUAUUGGGGCAGCAACUACGGCCGGUGCCGGGGGAGUUCCGGAUCAUCUGAUCAAGAUCCUAGGUCGGUGGUCCAGUGAUGCCCACCAGAUUUAUAUUCACACUCCAGUUAGCUCCAUCGUCCAGGUCUCCAGACAACGGGUUGCAUAGCAGGUAUCUCCAUUACCAUUUGGACUGCAUUGGGGUUGGGUGUCUCAGGCUUGGGCCCUCGGGGCCUGUGGCUCUGUAGCCUCGAGCCCCCUUGGUUGCUUCAGGUUUUUCUACCUGGAGGUCUCUUCAGCCUGGCACGGGGAGGCAGGUGGCUGGAUUGCAGGUUGGUAGGCCUGUGGGUGUUUCUCUGCCUUGGGGUGUGCCUGUGGUUGCAGCCUCCUGGACCCUAGGUACCCAAGCUCCACUUGCAAUGAGGGCGUUAAAUACUAUUAAAUCGUAUUUAAUCUAGUUAAGGACUAGGAGCUAUGGUCUCUAGUGUAAUUUUUUGGCAUUCUUUGGUGGGAUGUUGGCUGUCUGUAGCGCUGUCCCGUGACUAUGUUAAUGUUUAUAGCGUUUACCAUUGUUUGUGAGCAUGGGGGCAUAUUCCUGUCCAGCAGUCUGUCACUUCUGCGCAAGCACAUUCCAUGGCAGGUGCCUACGUUGGGUUUGUGUUGUACUCGAAGCUUUGUUGGCAUGGUGUUCUGUUCUAGUAGCGUAGUGUUUCUCUUGGUUCCCCUCCCUCCCUCCACUUUCUUGGUCUAGGGUCCUCCCCCCCUCCUGGGAUUUUCAUAUUACUUCCACUAAGUUUCUGGCCUCAUUGUGAUGGGUGCUACAGUGGGGGGCUGGGCACAGGGGUCUUGCAGCUGGGUUGGGGGUUGGUAGGCCUGUGGGUGUUCUUCUGCCUUGGGCUGUGAUUGUGGUUGCUGCCCCCUGGGCACCCAACCUCCACUAUGCAGGCAUUAAUGACUGAUUAGCCCUAAAAACCCCUUACAGACUGUCACAUGCAUAAGAAAAGACUUUUUUGUAGUACAAAACUAACCUUGCCAGUUGUAUUUUGUUACAGGUUUGACAUCUAUUCUUUAAAUCCAGGGCAAAGAGAAGAUGAUGAAGGAAUAAAGAGUUCAGCCAUAGAAAGUUUGUAUCCAGUAAUUUAAUGCUGUGCAUGACUAAAACUAGAUUUUGUAAGACAGUGCUAGCGUUAUUAAUAACAAUUAGACGGAUUGAAACACACACCUGAUGUAACGAGUCUUCACUAAUAGCCAAUAACAUCAGGGCUUAACUGACAGAUGACCAAUAACAUUGCGACUUAACUGACCAAUCAGGUCAAUAACCAGAGUUUAAUACCCUCAACUGACGUGAUACAACUCACUUUAACUCUGAAGAUGAAAUUCUGCACAGGUUGUAGAAAUGGGAGUCACUGUCAACAACAACAUAACAGUCCUAUUCAGGACUACAUUCACCCAGAAGAACAUACUCAACCUACUUACAUUGAGUCAAUAGCACAGACAUGUAUUUCAAUAUUUACAAGGUAAAUACACUUUGUCACACUCUCAGUAAGCCAGUUUUCUGACUGGCCAUCAUAAAUGGAUUGAGAUUGUAUUAUCAAGAAAGGAACAAUUCUUUAUCUUUUUAUCUUUAAUCAGUUAAUUAUCAAUAGUACAGGCUAAUCAUUGCAAUGUGUGGUUGAUGGCAAAUAACUUGUAACUAUGGCCUUAAACAUGGGCAAAGAAGGAGUAUUAAUAACAGUCCUUAAAUUUGCAAUUACUUACCGGUAUUUGGGAAUAUCCUGAACAUACAAUCUGUGACAUUAGAACUUUCAAAAUUGAUGGAAUAACAGUGACAUGUUGUUCUUGACUUCCCUUCCCCUGUGCCUUUCAAUGUUGGCCUUGAACUUGGACAAUUCCACCGCAAAACCAUUACAAAAUAACAUUGGAAGAGAGAAAGACAGGUAUCAGAGCAGUUUGACCCAAGUUGAGUGUCCUUGAUUGUAGCUCCAAACUGCCAACUGAUAGUGUACAAGGCCAGUCUUAAAUACGGAAUUGCAAAUGCCCCAUGGUGGGUGUGCUCUGUUUUGAUAAAUAUUAAUGUACACAAUGUCACUUGGGUGUGAGAAAGUAUGUAAGUCACCAAUGUAUGUUAAAAUAAUUCAGAAAUUAGAAAAGCUGUAAUUAUAAACAACAGGUGCAGACUCCUCAGGCUCUGUCAUGAUAAACUAACAUAAGUAGGUUACAGAGACUCUUAAAUGGACACAAAACUUACAGAGCUUUGCAAGAUUCCAAGUAGACCUUUCUAGAAGUCCGUGCAGGCUUACACGAUGGGCGAACACUGGAGCUGUAACAUUUCUUGUAUUUUCAGUAAGGAAGUUAGUUGAAGAAGAGAUCAAAAGUGGGAUACCAUCAGACAGAAUUGUAUUAGGUAUGAUUUAAAUCCAUAAUAAGUCGUUUUAUUGCAAAUGUCAAUUGCUAGCUAGCUCCAGUGAUCAAAUUUUUUAAAUAGCUAGAACUUAUGUAACCUGGGAAAGGAGGCUACAUUUUCGCUGAUAGUGAAGUAGCCUCUGCCGACAACCGUUCAAUUUUCUAUCGUGCAUGCGUGAAAUUCAUCACGCGAUUCGCUAGCAAAAUUAAUCAUCAGGUCUGUCGUCAAAUGGCGUGAGUUUUGUGGGAAUAGAAAAAUUGCGACAACUCUGAUCUGCUAUGCAAGACUCGUGCAAUGCUCUAAACCAGUCAAGAAUAGGAAAAACCCGUUGUUUUUAAAAUUUAUUUGUCCAGAUUUCUGGAUGGAUUUGAUUUGUUGUCAGCAGAGGCUACUUUUCACUUGACAACUCACACAGCAAAAAUUUAGCCUCUGCUCGCAGGGUAGAACUUAUGUUACAGGUAAAAGUUAAAUUCAGGUUAAAAUGAUUAACCUAGGUUGAUUCUCAAUUUCCUUUGUCUCCUAUCCUUAGUUAUUCAUGAAUUAGGGCUAUAAGGAGACAAAGGAAAUUGAGAAUCAACCUAGGUUAAAUCAUUUUAACCUGAAUUCAACUUUGACCUGCAACACUUGUAAGCUCCUGAGACUGAAAGUUUUGUUUAAAAAUGAUUAUAUACUAGCUAAUGAGCACCACUUAUUAACAACCAUCUGUAAGUUGGGUUCAGGUGACUUUACUCAAGUGCAUCAGAGUACCAUUGUCACUAAAUGUUAUACACUGCACAAUUAACAAUAACUUAAUCAGUAACAGAAAGAAGCAGUGGAAAUGUUUUUGUGGCACCAAAAAUAUUAUAUAUUUUUAUCUAGCUUGUAAUUAAACAUUUCAUUUAAUUCAUGGCUAUUUGGCAUAUUUACAAGUUAUUUUAGCCAUGUAAAUCUAAGGAAAAUUUGUUUGUAAAACAAUUCUGUAACAACAAUUUCAGACAUACACUGUAGAUUAUUAAAUAAAUAAAUAUUAUUAUAGAAUAGCAUUUUAAGAAGAGAGUGUGUUGUAUGACUGCAGGUGGAUUUUCUCAGGGAGGAGCCCUUGCACUAUACACAGCCUUAACCAUGGAGAAAACACUUGGUGGUAUCUUAGCUCUUAGUUCAUGGCUUCCUCUUCACAAGGAGUUUCCAAAGGUCAUUAGUAAACUUAUUUUAUUGGUGUUAUUGUUGGUUGAGUGCUUUAUUUGUUGUCGUUGUGAAUGCAAACAAGGAAAUUUUAGAUUAAUCACUGGCACAAUUUUUUACUUUUUUGCAAGUUUGAGUACAAGUUUAUUGCUUAUAUACAAUGAUAAUAUAAUUACAAUAAUUUGUACUGACCUGCAGGUAGCAAAACUAAUCAAGGCAGGUCGGUCUCAUUUUCUAUUUUUACAAUCUUAUUAAAUCAUAACAAAAUUCAAAUGUUCGUGGAGCUGUUUCUAACACAAAUGCUCAGCUGUCAGUUCAAGCAAUUAAGACAAGUGACCAAUAUUAAUUUUGUUGUCGAGAUACUCUACUUUAAAUCAGAAAAACUGCUCGAAACUUUGCAAUGAAACCAUUUGCCUGCAUUUUUUCCACUUGAGUUUGAACAAUUAUUCAGUUGACAAAGUUGCAUUAGUUUUUGAUGUACAACUGUAUAAGAGUUUCUACAGAUAAUCUAUGAGGACAGCAAUGAACAUGUAUUUAGCAGCAAUUUGUUUGUUCAUGUUGCUAGUGGCCUAAUGACCCCCAAGUCAAAUCCUACCUUUACCUUUGAUCACAUUCCUGUGAUGUCUUUGUUUUUUAUAUUUAGUGUGUUAAAGGAAAUCGUGACACUCCAAUAUUACAAUGCCAUGGUAAGUCACUUGGUACCGAGGGUGAGAAUUAUUAUGUAGUAAUUUUUGUAGAAUGACAGAAAUUUGUGUUAAUUAAAUCAUAUUUAAUUUUAGAGUUUUUGAUGAAUAUGUUUUCACAAGUUACCAGUCAAAAGCCACUCACCAAUAUUAAAAGUUCUAUUCACAACCAGUUGCUGAUUACGUAAAAGGCUUACACUGGGAACUAAGUGCUAAUGCCUCACGUUCAGUCACGCAUGGAAUCUACAUGGACUGGUGUGGGUGUCAAAAUUAAAUUCAGGUUAAAAUGAUUUAACCUAGGUUAAAUCUCAAAAUCCUUUGUCUCCUAUCUCUAGUUAUUCAUGAAUUAGGGCUAGGAGAAAAAGGAAAUUGAGAAUCAACCUAGGUUAAAAAAUUUUAACCUGAAUUUAAAUUUGUUCUGUAACACUUACAAGCUCCUGAGACUGAAAUGUUUGUUUUAAAAUAAUUAUAUAGCUCAUGAGCGGCACUUAUUAAGAACCAUCUGUAAGUUGGGUUCAGUUGACUUAGCCUGCGUAGCAAGCGUUUCCUCGCGAGGUUCGUCUAGAAAGCUGGGACAAGAGCAAAAAAAAACAUGAAUGACGGGGGAGGGGGAGGGGAACGAAGGAACCUUUUUUUUGGCUUCCGCUCUAACUUUCGCGCAAUAACUCGAUUGGAAACGCUUGCUACGCAGGCUACAGGUGACUUUUCUAAAGUGCAUCGGAGUACCAUUGUCACCUGACAACAGGGGCUGGUUACAUAAAAGGCUUACAGUGGGGACCUAAGUGCUAAUGCCUCAUGUUCAGUCAGGCCUUGAAUCUACUUGGACUGGUGUGGGUGUUAGCAAGUGUCUGACGUUAAUCUGACUAAAAAUUAGACACGGUUGGAGGUAAAUGUAUAUGUAAGCUAGUCGUAAAGUGCUCCCUAUUGGCUUUAUUCUGUAGCGGGCAUUGCAAGUAAAUAAUGUCUGGCCUAAUUAUUAGUACCUGUGAAUGUCUUGCUAUUGCAACCAUCGCCAAUGUCUGGCAUACGUCUGGCAUAGAUUAUGCCUAACAACGUCAGACAUAAGGCUAACGUGGUAUAUAAGGACUGGUGUAUAAGCAAGUUUCAUGCAACUGACCCCAGACUUCACUUUCCCACAUUAGAUUCGGUAAUCAUAUCUAAUCUGAUUAUAGAUUACACGUAUUAUCCUAGUUGAAAACACUUAGUAGACCAGGUUCAGUUACCAUACUUCACAUGAAAUAUCAAAUUGAAUUCAAUUUGAACUUUACCUGACCCAAAUUAAUUUAGGCCAUCUCCAGGAUGAUUCAUAUGCUAUCUUUAUCCUAACUAAAUUCUUACUCUGAGCUUCAGUUUGGUUCGGCGGAUGUGAAGUUUGGCAUCUGAAUCAAUGCUGUUCCACAGCCGCGAUACACUGUAUUCCCACCUGAGCCAGACGAAGAAUCAAGAAUCAAAAAUGGCAGUCCUUAUUUAGCUGAGUGAAAGUCCAGGAAUAUACAUGUAACAAUCACAAUUCUUUCCGUGCUAACAUUAUUUUUAUUAAUAACAUGUGUAAUACUAAACCAGCUGUCUUUCUACCUUUUUUAAAAAAUACUGAAAGUAACACGUUUUGCAUUGUAGGUGAUGCAGAUCCUGUGGUACCAUGUGAAUUCGGAGAAAUGUCAAAAGGUGUUUUAACUUCAUUCUGUUCAAAAGUGGAAUUUAAGAAAUAUAGCGGGAUGGCUCACAGUUCUUCAGAUCAGGUGAGCUUCUUAUCACCUUUUUUUGUAAAUUCGCAGUCAACAUAA